Messenger RNA from Diospyros lotus (date-plum), 1154 nucleotides. Its product is annotated as probable U6 snRNA-associated Sm-like protein LSm4. Gene Ontology annotation, cellular component: spliceosomal tri-snRNP complex; P-body; U6 snRNP. The record is from RefSeq and is a predicted model, not a curated record. Gene Ontology annotation, molecular function: U6 snRNA binding. Gene Ontology annotation, biological process: P-body assembly; spliceosomal snRNP assembly; mRNA splicing, via spliceosome. Bases 266 to 775 code for a protein of 169 amino acids. Lineage: Eukaryota; Viridiplantae; Streptophyta; Magnoliopsida; Ericales; Ebenaceae. The transcript has 8 exons.
GAAAAGCGAAAAGGAGUUGCGUGAAUCAGAAUUUCGGGCGUACGAGCAAAUUCCCGAAUUUCGCAAAACCCUAAACCUUCCGCAUAACGUUCCAAUGGAUGGUUUCAGGCUCUGAAAGGUUCCUUCAUUGGAGUUCUCGUGAAAAGCCGAGGUUUUGAUUCAACGUGGACUCUUGAACUAACGAACUCUGUUUCUUUGCGCAGAAAGUACGUGCGUAUCGCAGGUCGAUUGAUAUUUCCGGGUUCGGUUUCUCGUGCAUCAGAAGAUGCUUCCGCUUUCUCUUCUCAAGACAGCACAGGGGCAUCCUAUGUUGGUGGAACUUAAAAAUGGGGAAACAUACAAUGGGCAUUUGGUGAAUUGUGAUACUUGGAUGAAUAUCCAUCUUCGUGAAGUCAUAUGCACCUCAAAGGAUGGAGAGAGGUUUUGGAGAAUGCCUGAAUGUUACAUUCGAGGGAAUACAAUUAAGUAUCUGCGAGUUCCCGAUGAGACCUUUGGGGGUCAUUUCCAUCUUCCAUGUAAUAUUGUCUUUGUUUUGCAGGUAAUUGAUAAAGUACAGGAGGAAAGUAAAAGUCGUUCGGAUAGGAAACCACCUGCAGUAGGACGUGGAAGGGGAAGAGGUAGAGAGGAUGCUGCUGGAGGGAGACAAACAAGAGGUGUUGCGCAUGGCAUAGACGACGCAGGUGCCAGAGGAAUGGGUGGAGGCCGCGGCAAGGGAGGGUCCGGCAGCAAGUCUACUGGUAGUAGAGGUGGUGGUGGUGGUCGUGGCCGUGGCUGACAAAAAAAAAAAAAAAAACUUAGGAUGCCAUAAAAGGAUGUCAGAUGAGAGUUGUAUUUCUGCCGACAUAUUUUUGGGAGCUAUUGGCCAGAAAUUGCCUGGGGGAAGAAGGAAACAUGUUCUCUCUCUCUCUCUCUUAUUUUUGGUGAGUUCAACAGUAUUCUUCUUGUUUCUAUUUUUAAUUGGCAAGUGAGGAAAUCAAACUGAAGUGCCACAAUGCCUGUUUUGAUGUUACUGAUUUAUUUGUGUUUCUUUGGUUGUCAGCACAUGUAAAAAUCCUUGUUCACCCAUUUGUAAUUUGUGCACUCUUAACAAUUGGUUUUGGAUUAAGCUAUUUAUCGAGAAAGGUUCAAAGAAUGGUUUAUCGAAUUUUUUAAAU